GUUGGAUAAUGAUUUGUUUAUAACUGGAUGAGAUCAGGGGGUUUUAUGUCAGUAUACGCGCUUAGCACUUUGGAAGCUGUUUUUGUUUUAAUUGUUUCAUCUUCACAUAAUGGAACAAAGAGCACGACAGACCUGGAGAGAGCAGACAAAGUGGAUUGUUCACAUGAUGAUUUUGGUUACGUUUUGGAGCAGAGCUGCAGCACAAGUCAGAUAUGCGAUCUCCGAGGAAGUGAGAGAAGGAACUGCUGUUGGAAAUAUUGCGAAGGAUUUAGGUCUUGAUAAAAUCACACUGAAAGAAAGGGGGUACCGUAUUGUCUACGGCUCGACAGAACCUCCUUUUCGACUUAAUAAUGACGACGGCAACUUGUAUGUGAACCGGAAAAUUGACAGAGAGGAAGUGUGCGACCGGAACAAGGUUUGUGUAAUCGACUUAAAAACUGUGUUAGAAAACCCACUGGAGGUCCACUAUGUAGCAGUAGAGAUUCUGGAUGUGAACGACCACUCACCAAGCUUCCCCGAAAAUGAAAAGAUGUUAGAGAUCUCAGAAUCUGCAUUGCCAGGAGCAAGAUUUCAGUUACAAGCUGCACGUGAUGCUGAUAGUGGUUCAUUAUCAGUUCAGCUGUAUAAACUCAGUCAUAAUGAACAUUUUCGUUUGGAGGUAAAAGAUCGUGGUGAGGACCGUAAAACCCCCAGUUUAGUUCUUCAAAAGCCACUUGAUAGAGAAUCCGUGAUGACCCAUGUGUUACUUCUGACAGCCAUUGAUGGAGGUAAACCUCCACGGUCCGGAAACAUGACAAUAAUUGUUGACGUUUCUGAUGUUAAUGAUAACCCCCCAGUUUUCACCCAGGAUUCCUAUAAUGUAGAACUAAAGGAAAAUUCUGCGGUUGGCACGACUGUUAUCCAAGUUAAUGCAACAGAUGUAGAUGGAGGUUCAAAUGGUGAAGUUGUGUAUUCCUUUGGUAAUGACGUGGAUGCACGAGUACGUACACGUUUUGAUUUAAAUCCAGUGACAGGGGUCAUUACUGUGGCAGGGAAUAUAGAUUUUGAAGAGAGAAGUAGAUAUGAAAUCGAUAUCCAGGCAUCAGAUAAGGGUGCAGCUACGCUCACCACAGACAAAACCGUGAUUAUAAAUAUUGUUGACCUGAACGACAACGCACCGGAGAUUGAAGUAACGUCUUUCUCACACGCGCUCCGGGAAGAUUCAAAACCUGGAACCACAGUUGCGUUGAUCAGUGUUAAAGAUUCAGACUCUGGUCUUAAUGGAAAGGUGAUGUGUUACAUAAGCCAAGGUCUUCCUUUUCUGCUCACUCCAUCGCUACAAAAUAGCAUGUAUACUAUAGCAACAAAAAUGCUUUUGGAUCGGGAGCACCAAUCGCAAUAUAAUAUAACAAUUAUUGCCAAAGACGCAGGCGAACCACCGUUAACGUCAGAGAAAACAAUAAAUAUAGUUGUGUCAGAUGUGAAUGACAACAGCCCAGAGUUUUCACAGAAACCAUAUACUUUUUAUAUAAGUGAGAAUAACAACCCAGGAGCGACUAUUUUCUCAUUAACAGCCAGUGAUCGUGACGAAGACAAUAAUGCUCAUAUUUCCUACCAGAUUUUAAGAAAUAGGGGAGGAGAAAACCCGCUUACGUCCUCAUUGAACGUCAACACAGAAAAUGGAGACAUUGUGGCGCUAAAGAGUUUUGACUUUGAAACAGUGAAAACGUUCCAGUUCCACGUUGUGGCCACAGAUUCGGGAACUCCGUCACUGAGCAGCAACGUCACAGUCAACGUGUUCAUCCUGGAUCAGAACGACAACCCUCCAGUCAUCCUGUAUCCACUCAGCUCCAAUGGGUCUGCUCAAGGUGUGGAGGAGAUCCCCCGCAAUGUGAACGCAGGACACUUGGUGACUAAAGUCAGAGCCUAUGACCCUGAUAUAGGAUAUAACGGCUGGUUGCUCUUCUCACUGCAGGAACAUACUGACCACAGUCUCUUUGGUUUGGACCGCUACACAGGACAGAUCAGGACACUUCGCUCAUUCACUGAGACAGACGAGGCUGAGCACAAACUGGUCAUACUGGUAAAAGACAAUGGCAACGUGUCCCUCUCAGCAACAGCUACUGUGGUUGUCAAGCUUGUGGAGCCCAAAGAGGCUUUUGCAGCUUCUGAUGUUAAAAGUGCAGCAAAAAAAGAUGAUGAGGACACUAAUGUGACUUUUUACCUGAUGAUAACUUUGGGCUCAGUGUCUGUACUUUUCCUCAUCAGUAUCAUCGUGCUGAUCGCGAUGCAGUGCUCCAAAUCCACAGACUAUACUUCUAAAUAUCUACAAGAGGCUAAUUAUGACGGGACACUGUGUCACAGCAUCCAGUACAGAUCUGGAGACAAACGGUACAUGUUAGUUGGACCCAGGAUGAGUACAGGAUCUACUAUAGUCCCAGGCAGCCACGCGAACACACUAGUGCUCCCUGACAGGAGGAGGAUAUCUGAGGAGGUAGGACUUAAAAACGUUUUAUGA
Molecule: messenger RNA, 2497 nt
Organism: Monopterus albus (swamp eel)
Lineage: Eukaryota; Metazoa; Chordata; Actinopteri; Synbranchiformes; Synbranchidae
Product: protocadherin alpha-3-like
Exons: 1
Coding region: 110-2497 (795 amino acids)
Biological process (GO): homophilic cell-cell adhesion
Cellular component (GO): plasma membrane
Molecular function (GO): calcium ion binding
Source: RefSeq, a predicted model, not a curated record